Closterium sp. NIES-65 is the source of this 1683-nucleotide messenger RNA. NCBI's taxonomy places the organism in Eukaryota, Viridiplantae, Streptophyta, Zygnematophyceae, Desmidiales, Closteriaceae. The record is from the annotation of a GenBank genome assembly.
AUGACCAGUCCAAGGUGCACCUCGCGGCCAUGGAAGCUGAACGACUCUCUGAAGGCACGGAGAUACGCCUUCGGCGAGUUCGUAGAGGCUAUGGCGGAGCAUCUGGUCGACAUUAUAGAGGUGAAGAACCAUGUCGACAAGGUGAAGACCAAGCUGUCGCAGUACUACGUCGAGCCCGGCGCAUCCAACGGGCCGAACACCUCUCGCCUGAACAAGUUCCUUGCUGCACACGGCAGCAAGGACAAGCGUAAGAUGGAGCUCAAGGGACUGGACGAGAACGGCAAGCAUGCAAAAGCCGAGAUCGAGCUUCACGAGGACAUCAUCAACCCUGAAAACACUGGGGGGGGAUGCGACUUGGAGGCGUGCGUGGACCUGGCGAGGCGUUUCGCUCAGCGCCUGAUUAAGGCGCUGGGGAAGAGGAUGGCGGAUCUGCGUCAUUUCGAUGGUGUUGGUUUUUUCUCCCCUGAUAAGUAUCCCGACCGUGCAGGAGAGCAGGACGCGUGGGUGAAGCGCCAUCUCUCCGAGCUCCUUGACAUGUUCAAGAACAAGCUACCUGGGCGCCAAAACGCACACCUACACCCAACCAAGGGUCAGAUGCGGAGGAGCUGGGGGAGCGCAAGUACGAGCCCCAGAAACUUCGACAGGCCUGUUCACCACCGCAUUCCCUGCCGCACCGCCGCAGUUUCUGCCGCAAAAUUGGCUGUUAUCGCCGCCAUGCUCACCGUCGCACGUGCAGUCGCUCGGCAUCGCAGCAGCAAAGGCGCAUGCCAUGAAUGCGUCGUCGCCGCUGUGUCGCACAACGUCGCGACGCUCUUGUCAGUUCCCGCACAGACGUCCUCCAAUGAGAUCAGCCCAAAUCACAUCUCCCAUGCCACGUCAUCUACAUUCGGAGGCGCAUCUCCCGCCACCGUGACAUCUCCUGAAACCGCGGCAACUGAUCCGACGGUCGUGAUCAGUUCCAACGCGCGAUCCACGGUGCAGCGGCUCACCAGCGGCCACGCAGCGACUGUUGCUCCGCAAUCGGCGGCGGUGGAAGGCGGGCUGCUGUGGCAACAGCUGGCAACGGGUCCGCUGAGUCGCGGCGGGCUGGCGCAAAGCGUGCGCCACGCGCGGGUCACGGGGUCGGAGGUGAAAGUGGGCAGUGUCAUAGAGCGAAAAGGCAGAUAUUUCCAGGUUGUGAAGACGCAGCACACACAGCAAGGCCGUGGCGGUGCUACCAUUCAGGUGGAGCUGCGGGACGUGCAGACGGGCCUCAAGAGCAACGAGAAGCUGCGCACCUCCGAGCACAUUGAACUGGUGUUCUCAGAUGACAAGCCCUUUGUGUUUCUCUAUGUGGACGAGGACAACGCUUGCCUCAUGGAGAAGCAAACAUUCGAGCAGAUCUCACUUCCCGUGUCAAUGUUUGGCGAUGCAGCACCCUUACUGCAAGACGGCAUGGAGGUGGUGGUGCAUCUGUUCAACGACAAGGCCCUCUCUGCAUCGCUGCCGGCCAGAGUCUCCGAUGUCGUGGACGAGGCAGAGCCCUUUUUUAAGGGCCAGACCGCCGCCCCCUCGUACAAGAAGGUCAAGUUGAGAUCGGGGAUCACAGUUCAGGUGCCAUCAUUUGUGGUGGCAGGAGACGAGAUCAUAGUGCAGACGUCAGACCUCACUUAUGUCACCAGGGUUAAAGGAGCUAAGGAAUAG